UUAUUUUCAAUACUAAGAAAACCCAGCUUUGACAUUAUUGUUGCAAAAAAAAUUCCAUUGUCAUCAAAAUUUUCUUCCACCUAGUUACUUGUGUGAAGGUUUUAUGCGAUUAUUUACGGUGUAUUAGCGACCAUAUAGAACAUCGUCUUCCCAUAUCGUAUAUUAGUCCAGACUGAGCAUGAAAAUGCGGUACAUCUAUCACAAUGUCUAAGCAAACGUACAUAUUAUAAGGAUUCGUUUGUUAUUUUUUCGCACGGAAGUCUGUUGUUUGUCUACCCACAAAGAAUAUUCAUUGAAUAGCAGAUAAGGUUUUUUAGAAUCAUCGUACGUGAAGUAGCUAGAGGCUGGUCCUUACAAACCUCCUAAUUUUUGUUCAACCGUUGACGUUUUUUUGUUGUUUAUUCACUUUGAUUGUUGGUGUGUGUGAAGUCAAUUACUGUCACACUUAUAAAAGAUCACGAUGGCUUGUCGGCGAUGGAGAGGAAAUUUGCGUUUAAUUUGUUUACUGAUUUAUUCAUUACAAGUAGCUUGUACUCGUUCAAGUGGCUACGAUAGUCUCCCGAUUGGUAUUCGCCUGAAGGAGAACUUGGCUACAGAGGUUUGUAAAAAUCAGAUGAAAAAACUUGGAUAUAAUCUACAACGACCGCUAUUCAACCUAUGCCAAGAGAGUAACACGUUAUUUACGGAAGCAAUAAACGGAUUUAAACAGGGAAUUACACAAUGUAAAUCGAGCUUUGGGAGAAUGAGAUGGAACUGUACAAACCACUCGACUGGUAAAAUAAAUGUUUUAUUUGGAAUUGUCAUGGCAAGAGGUUCAAGAGAAGCCGCUGUCAUGUUCGCCAUGGCAUCAGCCGGUAUGGUUGAAAGAAUCGCAUCUGAGUCAUACCGAGAACGACGUCGAAAAAAGAAUCAAACUGUAAGGGGUUGUAACCAACUACACGGCGGUCGAAACGCGCGAGCUUUUGUCAACACUAAUGAUUGUGACACCGACAUUGACAUAGGUGAUACAUAUGCUCGGAAAGUCAUGCAAAAUUGGCUAACGACACAGAAAUCAAGCAAUGAGGAGGAUCUCAUGAAUAUACAUAAUGCUCGUGUUGGACGAUUAGCAGUGCGACAACAUAUGAAGAAAGUUUGUAAAUGCAUUGGUUUAUCAGGGGCGUGCAAUGCCCGAUGUUGCUAUAAAGAUUUACAACCGCUUAGUAAAAGUAUUGCAUGGUUGAAGAAACAAUACAAGAAUGCGAAAAAGGUAAAAACAGGACCACGUUUCAAACGAGAUGGAAUUAAAUUACUAGUAACUGCAAAAGAUUCUAUAGCUCCAGAGAAAGCAGACUUAAUAUAUCUACACGAUUCGCCAAACUACUGUCUGCAUGAUCCUAGAACAGGAAGUUUGGGUACUACAGGACGGCAAUGCAGAUUAAACACUAAUGAGACAGAUAAUUGCGAUAGCAUGUGUUGUGGACGGGGGUAUGAGACCCACGUUAUGACACGAGACGAAAAAUGCAAAUGUAUAUUUAUUUGGUGCUGUGAAGUUAAGUGUCAGACAUGCCGCCGAUUUUACACUAUCCAUCGCUGCAAAUAAAAAAUUAAAAAAGUCACCAGCAAUGACGCUAUGAAAUGUUAUUCUUAGUGGAGCAGUGGGAGGAAAAAUUAGAAAAUGACAAGCUUGCUGACAGCAUGAAAGAUUACGUGAAAUCUUUGAAGUGGAUUUCAAAUCGUGAUCGAUCUUAAAAUGACGACUGCUAGUCAGUUGAAAGAGUUGUAUCCGAUACAUUUUUUCAAAGUAUAUACUUUGAAAACAAAACCUAUUUAAAAAGGUUAAACCUGUACACACUACAAUUAAGAGGGAUUCAGUGUGCCCAUUUCACAAAAAACUAAUAGCCAAUAUGUUCAAUCCUGACUAAUUUUUUAAAUGGUUUUGUUAUAAGAAUUAAACUUUUUUAGAUUUAUUUAUUUUUGUAUCCAUGUAUUAAAAUCUGUAAGUUUUAACUUUAAUUUAUAACCAGUAUCUAAAUAAAUUAUCAUUCCGUAAACAAA
Hydractinia symbiolongicarpus is the source of this 2034-nucleotide messenger RNA. Its product is annotated as protein Wnt-1-like. Gene Ontology annotation, biological process: cell fate commitment; canonical Wnt signaling pathway; neuron differentiation. The transcript is spliced from 4 exons. Gene Ontology annotation, cellular component: extracellular region. Bases 461 to 1579 code for a protein of 372 amino acids. The record is from RefSeq and is a predicted model, not a curated record. Gene Ontology annotation, molecular function: frizzled binding; cytokine activity. NCBI's taxonomy places the organism in Eukaryota, Metazoa, Cnidaria, Hydrozoa, Anthoathecata, Hydractiniidae.